Dovyalis caffra is the source of this 168-nucleotide messenger RNA. NCBI's taxonomy places the organism in Eukaryota, Viridiplantae, Streptophyta, Magnoliopsida, Malpighiales, Salicaceae. The record is from the annotation of a GenBank genome assembly.
AAGAAGUUGAGAAGGAAAAGCUUUAGUGGGGAAAUCACCUGUGAAGAUCAAGGAACUGCAACCUCUUCGGGUGGUCUUAGGUUGUCUAGCUUCGCAGGCCUCUUCAUAAUCUCUGGAGUUGCUUCCGACAAUACAUGGAGAACAAUCCAUAUGGCUGAGAAUGCUUGA